UGUUUUCACUUUUCAUUUUCAUUUUUCAUUUUAAAUUAUAUCAGGAUUUUCAGUAUCCGAAGAAAAUUACUUAACGUUCCAUGAUCCCAUCAUUCACAGCUCCUGGCAUAUGAAUUAUGAACCUCAACGUGGUGCAGUGUUGCACUGUUGUGUUGUUGCGUGACUGAACAUAAACCCUAAACGAUGAUAAAUCAUCACUUUGAAGUUUGGAACAGUUGCAUAACUUAAAUUGUUGGAGUCUGGAUACUCCCUGGAGUUAUGAUCCAAUAUUCAUCCAAACUCUCUGAAUCUGUGCCGGCCCGUGGAUGGAUCCCGACUCGAGUGCAACCGCAAACUCUCCAGCGCGACGUAAUUCUUUUGCGGAUGCUUCCCAGUACGAUGUUGGCCGUUCUGCAUUUUUCGCCUCGGGAUUCGAUUCGGGGAAUUCAUCGCCACAGUCGGAUGCGCGAUCAACCAGCCGUGAGGUGCAAUAUGCAUUUCCAGAUACCUUGUCGUCGACAUCCGCCAGCGACACUUCUGAUUCGGUCCUCGCACAAGGAUCCUUCGGCCGUUUUCGGGUGUCAACGGGUGUGUCCCGCGCACUAGUGCCGCUGUCAUCACUGGAUUCUUGGGAUCGUGAACGGCAGCGUGCCUUUCCCAACUUAUUGAAGCAUUCCGGUUACAUUCCGUCGUAUAUUGACCGCUAUUUUGAUCUCGCCAAGUCACGGAGCAUUAUGCUGCGACAGGCUGCGGAAGCGGUGCGGACGGCGUACGAAACAGCAUAUGGCGACCAAAUUGAAAUGUAUUCGUCUUUGAUGAUUUGUGCGCUCAAACACGGUCUGAUACCGCAUCAACCGCAAGUCACUCCAUCUCGAGCGCUUCGCCUGCUCAGUGUAUCUCUCGAAGACGACAUCUGCCGGAUGACGCGCUUUGCGUCCAUGCUGCCUGGAUUUAAUGAUUUCUGCUAUGCCGACCAGAAAAUCUUGCUGACCGAAAAAUAUAUGGUGCUCAAAAUGAUACAUGUUGCCCGGUAUUAUUGUAAGGGAGAAUUCUAUUAUUACCUAUCGUGCCCGGAGAAGGUGCAUUUUCCGGUCUCCUUGGUGGAGAUCAUGGGAUUCGAUAUGAGCGUGCUGCGCUUCUGCACGACAUUCUACAUGGCAUGCAAUGAUAUUUGUUUGACAUUGAACGAGGCGUAUUUGUUGGCGGCUGUUGCGAUGUUCGCGCCGGAUGUAUCCAAUGUGAGCAACAAAGCGUUGAUGGUACAACAGCACGCAUUUUACCUCGAUGCCUUGUUUUAUUCACUGGGAUGUCGUCUGGAAAUUGCCGAUCGUACCGUUGCGUAUGAGAGGGUGGAAUGGGUGAUGAAAUUUUUCCCGCCCAUUGACAAAGUAUCCAUGGGCUACAUCGCCAGUCUGGAUUAUUCGUCCUAUCCGGUGCGGUCGCGUUCACUGCAGUGAAGUCCGAAACUUCCGCUAAUUGUUGUGUUCGGCAUAGAUAAACGCAGAUUGUGUUUCCCAAAGUUGAUCUCUGUCAUGUUCGGAUCUUUUGAUAAUUUUAAUGGUAUCUGCGAUAUCGGAUUUGUAUGAAUCUCUACAGUCAUUUCGAGAUGGGUCGUGUAAUCCAAAUUUAUUGUGAUUUGUUCUAAUUUUGUUACUGAUUAUUUUUGUGAAAGUUAACCAUGCAGUGUCGAUCGAUUAAUUCGAUUUGAAGCCCUCCAGUGAACAGUAUUAAAUCGGUAACUGGACUGUGCUGUGACCUAUACUCGUACAUAUGCAAUCGUUUAAGCGAUACAGAAUCGGCACUGUUGAACAUCCCCGGAGGCCGGAAGUUCCUGAGCCCUGGAAUUUUAUUAUCAUAACUCCAAGACAUGUUAUUGACGUAACAGGAUGUUUUCGAAUAAUUUCUUGGAUAGUGACGGUUUCUCUG
This is a messenger RNA of Paramacrobiotus metropolitanus, 1905 nucleotides long. RefSeq lists its product as uncharacterized. Bases 306 to 1436 code for a protein of 376 amino acids. The record is from RefSeq and is a predicted model, not a curated record. The transcript is spliced from 6 exons. NCBI's taxonomy places the organism in Eukaryota, Metazoa, Tardigrada, Eutardigrada, Parachela, Macrobiotidae.